Molecule: messenger RNA, 647 nt
Organism: Hyaloscypha bicolor E
Lineage: Eukaryota; Fungi; Ascomycota; Leotiomycetes; Helotiales; Hyaloscyphaceae
Exons: 1
Source: RefSeq, a predicted model, not a curated record
CUACCAUGCCUUCCCUCCAUUGUUUUCCAUCCAAGAUCUCGUGGAAAAAGCACUCAGCAACUCAACAUUCGUCGACACGCGUGACACAAUCAACACUUGGAACAUCGCUCUCGCAGCAAAGCCUUCCAAUUCCUCGUUCUCCGCUCUAGCAGAUUCAGCAUCUCGACGAACAAAAUCUAUAUCCCUCUUUCGAGGCGCCGCAGCAGCGGUUGCGCUCUCCCUUAUAAUAAGCCUCGCGAACGUCUUUGCCUUUUUUGCGCUAGCCGUCUUCUGUCCCUUGAUGGAAGACAAAACCGAGCUCAAAUACCGGACUACGAUCUUUAGUAUCGCAGUUUUUGACUCCUUGCUAUUUGCUGGCGCAAUUGUGAUGUUCUCCUCCGCGAUGUUAAUCGGGCCUGCUGCUCUAGCUUCAUUGGACGACGCCUCGACGCGAUUGUUUGCGAAUCGGGUUGCGAACCAAGUUGCGAACCAUGUUGAGAUAGGAAUUGUUGUUGCGCUGGUUGCACUGCUCUGUCGGAUCAUGAGUGUGCCGAUCAUUGCACUGUUUUUUUCUUAGCAUAGUAUUCAGUGAGAUUCUGCUCAUAGUUCUCGUGGGGUAUGUGAUAUGGAAGUUUACGGUUAAGAUAACGGAGAACCAUCAACCUGUG